AUGGUGCUUAACCUUGUUCAGCUUGAAGAAAGCCUCGUUUUUCAAACAGGCCAAGAUGUGAUGGCGGGCAACGGUGUAGUAUUGUUUGGAAUGAGCCCUGGAAAUCCAUAUUUUAAAUCUCAUGUUAUUGAGGACUAUGUGCAAUACUUGGGGAAGGAAGAAAGACGAAUCAUUGUUGUUGUACCACAGCAGCCAGCUGAACAUACGUACAGAGCUCUGGGAAGUAAAGAUGCUGUGAAACGAGCCAAGAAAAACUCCAGUCAGCUCAAGUCGCACUGCAGAAGAGCUAUUGAUAGGGUAUGUACAGAAAACAUUAUAAUACUGUCACUGAUUAAUUCUUGAUACUUUAAGAAAGCUUCAAAAAGUACGGUUAAAUAUCCACCACAACAUUUGUGUCUUUCUUUAUUUUUCUAUAAAACUGACGCGCACUCGCUCUCUUUCACAAGCUGGAUGCAAGCUAAAAUUGCAGUUAUUAAUUGUUUUUUCAUGCCCCUCUCCUCGCUGUCGGGGUGACGUUUUUUAGUGAAAACCGGACUUGCAUGCACUAUUGUUGACAUUCACCAAUUGUGCGCAUGCGUGAGUGACGUCACAGAUAUGUUUUUUCUCACUUGAAAACCGUAAUAACCAAUGAGGCUAAUGCACAGUUCCGCUUUCCCAAUUUUGGUCAAUCUUGUGUGUAUAUACGUACAUGUGUGCUUUUAUGUAGAGACGCGCUAAAUUUCACAGAAAACUGACAGAAAUCUAACGGAGUAUUUCUCGGAAAAAGUGAUGGGUUUUUUAGGGGGGGGGGGGGUGAAUAGUAAAUGAUAUUUUAAAAUUGGCCCUAAACACAACUUUUAUUGACUUUCAGUAUUAAAACAAUAAAUUAAUAAAUAACGAUAACAAAAGUAAAGGAAACAUUAUAAGGUUUCUAACCAGCUCGUAAUAAAUUAAACGCAAGAAAACUUGGAUUUAAAACAAAUUAGAAACUGACGAUUCUGCCUCAUGUCUGCAGUGGUAUAAAAGAGUUUUAUUAUUUACAAAACUGAUCUCUCCCUAAGUUAGAUAAGGGGGGUGGAAGGACAGGAGCUAAACUAUUAUUGAAACUUUUUUCUCGCUUCGAAGAUUAACGUGUCGACCUGCGGCCGGCACGAAGCAUCUCCGCCGCACGCAAGGAAAAAAAACGCUCUGUACACACGGUUAGAGAAAUAAUAAUUUUACGGCUUUUCAUCAUUCAGUAUGGAUUAAAUCAUUAUUUUCUACCGCUGAACAGGUGUCCAAGACUGAUGAUGUUGCCGGGGAGUUUUAUUUGUUGGACUGGACUUCAGAAGUAGACAAACAUGAAGCUUACAUUGCAGCCUUAGACUAUAUCAUCAGUUUUUACACAAGUAACUAUAACUUUCGACAGGACGUAGCACGAUCGACCGCAAAAGUGUUAGGAAAAGAUUCUACAUCCUCUGAGAGUGAAUCAGGUAAGCAAGUAUAG
Messenger RNA from Porites evermanni, 1465 nucleotides. The record is from the annotation of a GenBank genome assembly. Lineage: Eukaryota; Metazoa; Cnidaria; Anthozoa; Scleractinia; Poritidae.